AUGGUAUCUGAUUUAAAUGAACUAGGGAAUAAAGUGUUUCCUAACCGAAGGAAUCGGUUUUACAGACCACAACUGGCCGAACAUCAAUUUCUAGAACGCUUACCACGUUCGCAUCACAUCUACAAUUCUGUUGCCACUGUACUCAACAUCGAUGAAGCUGAAUUCUUGAAUAGUCUAACACCACACGGCCUCCGACCUCACCACUUGCACUUCAAGAUUGGGGCACUUGUUAUGCUGCUUCGAAACUUUGAUCCACCAAAGCUUUGCAAUAGCACAGGAUUUAUGAUAAAGAAGAUGAUGCUAACAGUCUUGGAGACAACAAUCUUGACUAGUAAAGAAAGCGUUGAGCCUAUAUUCAUUCCUAGAAUUCCACUUAUUCUCUUGGAUAUGACUUUCCUGUACAAACGCCUGCAAUUCCCGUUAAAACUGAGCUUUCCAAUGAGCAUUAACAAGGUCCAGGGGCAUUCCAUGGAUGUGGUAGGUCUGAACCUUGCGGAACCAGUUUUCUCCCAUGACCAACAUUAUGCUGGAUGCUCAAGAGUCGGCAAUCCUAAUCAUUUAUUUAUUUAUGCCUCACAAAGAAAGACCAAAAAUGUUGUUUAUCAAGAAGCUCUGCAAACUAAAUAA
Octopus sinensis (East Asian common octopus) is the source of this 627-nucleotide messenger RNA. RefSeq lists its product as uncharacterized. The transcript has a single exon. The record is from RefSeq and is a predicted model, not a curated record. NCBI's taxonomy places the organism in Eukaryota, Metazoa, Mollusca, Cephalopoda, Octopoda, Octopodidae. Bases 1 to 627 code for a protein of 208 amino acids.